AUGAUUCCUCUCGUGCCAACGCUUGCUCUGUCCUUCGUCUCGUUCAUAUGCUCGGCUUUCGUAAUUCUCCGUAUUAUAAUUCCCAUUCUACCGCCUUCGCCGUUUAGUGGGCGCGUUCCUCCUUCCGAAUUCGGUCUUCCUAACUUUGGUUCACUGUCCCCAGCGGACAAGAGCCAUAUCUGGCUUGCCUCUCUGGAUAUGAUUGCUCUCGCGGUAUUUGUCUGGCAGGCAGUGAGUGAGAACCUUGGAGGAGUGGCGGACUUCGCAACAGCCCAUGAUCCUGGUGCAGCGGCCAGAUUAUGGCUAUCAAUGACUUUGAGGCAGGCCUGUCUCUUCGUCAUCGCAGGCAUUACUCUGUUACAUGUCCGCAUGGGUCGGCCCAUCUCUUUCGGUGCCAAGCACUGGGUUCUCUGGGCCCCUACACUCGUUCUCGCAGUCACUUCAACCGCCAUCGCCGGAGUCCUCGCCAGUACUGGCCUCUCCACAUUCUUCCUUGGCCUCACUACCUACUCCGUAACUAUUGCAGCUCUGAGUAGUGUUGCGUUUGGCUGCCUCAUUGGGACGCUAAUCGUGAUUCGGCGCAACCUUACUGCGCUGCAUGAAGCUCAGGCGGAUCCUUGGCCGCCGGUCAGGGAAGUCGAGGAGAAGCCGCGCCCUUCGUUUGCCACUGAAGACAUAGACGCGCUGCGGGACGGCAGCUCUUGGAUCACAUCCGACGCGGGCUCUCGCCGCGCCUCAAUCUCUACAUGGUCCUUCACCACUCGUCAUUCCACUAGACCGUCAAAUGCUGGAUCCAUCCGCACGCCGCAUCCCUUGACUGGAUCAUAUCCUUCCAUUCCCCAUAAGUCUUCUUUCUGGUUCAAUCCGGCUACUCCGUAUGACGGUCACGAUUCCCCCAUCCCCCCGGUACCUCCUCUCCCUUCGCCCUAUCGUCCUGCAUCUACCAGUCAUCCCCUUGCUCACACCGAUCCUGAUCCAUUUAGGCGUAAUGAUCCUCUUCACGGAAGAGACCCGGUUCCUCGCAUGGGAUCUCAAACAUCCUGGCUCACUGAAUCAUCCGGCACCAAGGCCACACUUUCAGCAUGGUCUUUCCCUACGACACACAGGGAGAACGUUCACACUCCAGAUACUGCUACUGCCUUCGUCGACCAGCCUGCUGACGCUCGUCCUUCCACGGCCCAUUCCCGUCCUAUCACGCCGGCACUUGCCAAUGCGAAGGUUCUUGGUGGUUAUGGGUACGCCCCAGGCGCUGCCCUGGCUGAGAAGGGGCUUGCCGCCUUAGCUAAUGUCCCGUCCGACGAUGUUGAUGUAUCAGUCUAUCGCGCAAUUGGAUGGCUGAUUAUGAUCUGGGUUCCUCUGGCCCUAUCGCUCCCAUACUUCUUCAUGGUGUCCCCAGCUGCGCCCGUCUCUCCCAUCGCGCCCCUGCUCAUGGUCCUUUCUGUUACUCUGUCCUCCCCAAUCUUAGCUGUGAACUUGCUCUUCCGCUCACCACUGCCUAUCCCGUCCGGUUUAUUUGACAGUUACAGUGAGCCGCCUUCCGUGGUUAUGCGCGCUCCGUCCCCGCAAUCUACCAUCGCGCCAUUCUCCCAUGAAUAUAAACGCAGCGGAAGCGUGACUGUCGUCGAAGGACGGAGGAGCACCGACGUUUGGCUGGCCAAAGGGGAAGCAGUUGAAGGCAAGGGUAAGAUCGGGCGUGCCUUGGAGAUGUUGCAUCCCAAGCCCAAAUUGUCUGUUCUGCCUAUCGAGACCGUGGACGGCGAAAUUACCCCGCCGCUCCCAAUUCAGUAUCGCGAGGAUAGAGACCAGACUGUUCCGCCUACUCCUCGUUCGACGAACGAGGCUGAGAUGGGUAGGAUGCGGACGGACUCCAAGGUGUCAUCCUACUGGUCGGGCGACGAUUCAGCUGCCUUCAACACCAGGAUCAUGGUAGCCCAGAGGCACUACUCGGCCAUCGCGACUACUGUCGUCGUGCCUCCCUCUCCAGAGAGGCGGGCUUCGCACGAUAUAGCCUCAACCACUCGUGCUACUGGUGCUGACACGCAUGUGACGCACCAUCUGCGCACCAGAUCCGUGUCUUCUGCUGUUGGUGAUGGUCCCGCUCCGCUCACUCCUCCCCCGACGCUUCCGCUGCCCCCCACGCCGCCAACAAUCAAGAGCCUUAAGAGUCACAAGAAGGCUCACCUUCGGCACCGCAAGUCCCGCUCCUCUGGGCUUUCCAUGAGCGCUAUCUCUGACAUGGAUAUUAACGAGAUUGAUGUGCUGUCGGCGGGAGUUCUGCCCCACCUUGUUCCAGGCUUAAAAAUCGGAGGUACCAUGAAGAUAAGAGACCAUUGGAAGAUCCCUCAGCCGCCGGCCAUCGAGGGAGCCAAGGCUAGCCAUGGGACCACGGACACGUCUUUGCCCGCCGAGUUGGGCGGCUUCUCUAGUUAUGAAGAGUUCUCUUCCCCGGAGAUGCAUUCCACUCCUAUCACAGCACAGGGCAGGGCAAGAAAGACAUCAGGACAUAAGAAGAACCAUUUCAGCUUGCCUAGCCUGAGUCUCGGAAAAGAUGGCGCCCACACCCUCAGCACCUGGAGGGCAGAGAUAAGUGGCGCUUUCAACGGCAAGACACGGCAGUAUGUUACGGUCUCUACGAAGGAGGACCUCAGACGGAAUACUGUAUUGGGAGCUGAGUCCGGUUCUUCGACCAACCUGAAGACCGUGGCUGAGGAGGAUGAAAUGCUCCGACCUCCCUCUACCGCUCCCUUGGACGGUAAAAUGUUGGCCAGCAAAUAUGAUCAACCCCAGCAUGUCCCUGCUCCCGACGUACCGACCAGUGCUCGCUCUUCCAUGAACGCUUUGCUUGAGCAGCUGAUGAUGGCUCCCCCUUCUGCAGCCUCUACCGCGACCCUCUUCGACUUCGACUCAGGUUCCGGACCUCAGGCAGAGAGUACUCCCCCGGACCAGCAUCGCCCGCAUCCUUAUGCCGCCGUUCAGAACACCGCACCUUCAUCCGCUAUAACCCCCAAGGAGAAACGUCGAUCCAGUAUUGUAUAUAUCAAGUCGGAGGACUCUCCAUCCUCGCCGGAGCCGUCGUCCGCGUCAGAUCGCUUUGCUAGGUUCUCGUCUCGGAUGGUCAAACCUCUUCGGCCCAAGGCGAGCAAGCUUCAGUCCAGGAAUUCAGCAUCGGGAACCCCGGUUGGUACCCCUGGUAAAGGCUUGCGUCCACUCUCCCUUCUGCAGGAAGUGGAUACCAAUCUGGAAGGCGGAAGCGUGUCUUCCGUGCGUCCUCUUGCUCUCGGGAAGAAGCCAAAGGUCCAGAAGCAAGCCGUCACCGACGAAAAUGCUGAUCCCUCCGCACCUGCUGGCAGACGGUUGAAGCCGCUGAAGCUUGCCAGGUCUGACACAAACAAGGAAAGGGCCGGUCUGCGCAAAGCAGAGGUCCUACCUGACGUGGUUGUGCGCCCUCCCUCAGAGAGUGCGCACACCGGUUUUGGAUACAACUUCCGUUGA
Molecule: messenger RNA, 3492 nt
Organism: Gloeophyllum trabeum ATCC 11539
Lineage: Eukaryota; Fungi; Basidiomycota; Agaricomycetes; Gloeophyllales; Gloeophyllaceae
Exons: 4
Coding region: 1-3492 (1163 amino acids)
Source: RefSeq, a predicted model, not a curated record